Messenger RNA from Aspergillus steynii IBT 23096, 1344 nucleotides. RefSeq names its product DUF3712 domain-containing protein. Bases 1 to 1344 code for a protein of 447 amino acids. NCBI's taxonomy places the organism in Eukaryota, Fungi, Ascomycota, Eurotiomycetes, Eurotiales, Aspergillaceae. The record is from RefSeq and is a predicted model, not a curated record. Gene Ontology annotation, cellular component: fungal-type vacuole membrane. The transcript has 4 exons.
AUGGACGAGAAGAAGUCCUAUCUCGACUCCAAGGACGCCAAAAAUGCGGUGGGAAUCCAUCGUGGGCCUCUGCCUGAGAACGGCGAGGGGUAUGAUCUCGAGCAUAUCGAGACGGCCGAUACGAUCACCCUAGAGAAGGUGAAGAGGACGCCGACACAGAAUCUCCGACGGCAUUGGGCUCGGUUUUGGUGCUGCUAUACUCUCUUCAGUAUUAUUUUUCUCAUCAUAUUCCUACCGAUCUUCUUUCUCCUCAUCAUCCCCGCCAUCGCGCAGCGAGUCGUGGACAACUCGACCCUGCUCCUGGUCAAGGCCGAUAUCAUGCAGCCACGGCCUGAAUCGGUGCAGAUGACGAUCGUGUCAGCGUUGAAGCUUCCGCUGGGAGUUCCAGUGCGCAUUGAUCCCAUGACUUUGGAUCUCUUCAACCGUGCCUCGCCUAGCGAUAAUGGCACAUGGGGGCAGAUGCAUCUGAAGGACUAUGUGAUCAGCGGGAACACUACUCUGGGGGUCGACAAGCAGUUCACUCCGUUGAAUGUCACCGAGUGGACGCAGUACGUGCACAACACUGUGUUCAUGAAGCAUGCGCCGCUAUCAGCGCGGGGGAAGACCACUGCGUAUCUGGGUCAAAUCAAGAACCACGUCACGAUGAACAAGGAUAUCCCACAGACCACCCUGAACUCCUUCGAAGGCUUCGCCAUCAAAGACACCCAGCUCCUGCUCCCUGCUCGCGACGACGGGACUAACCUCCUCGCCAACGCAACCCUACCCAACCCGUCCGUCCUCACCCUAGAAAUCGGAACCACCACCCUCGACGUCAAAUCCGGCGAUCUCGUCAUCGGCAACGCCACCCUCGACAACCUCAUCCUUCGACCAGGGAACCACUCGACCCCAGUGCACGGAAUGCUCGACCUCCGCAUCCUGAUCAAGAACCUCCGCAGCGUCCUUGCCACGCAACUCGAGUCCAUCCGAGACGGCUACCUAACGCUCGACACGGUCGGGAAGACGGUAUUCUACGACGGCACCGAAGUGCCCUACUACACGAACGUGAUGAAGAAACUCACCAUGACAGCGCAAGUGCCGCUCGGCGGUCUCAUCACCAACACCCUCCGCGGCGUGCUCCACCCAGGCGGGGGAGACAACAUCUUCUCCGACGCCGCCGAUAGCAUGAACAUGACCGAGGGGGGUCAGAACCUGCUCGACCAUAUAGCGGGUAAGGCACGGGAUGAGAGCAGCGCGGAGUCGUCGAUCCAGGCACGCGACUUCGAGGACCAGAUCUGGGAUGAUCUGGUGAAUGAUCCCGCGAAGAGGGACGCGAUAUUAGACGUGAUCGAGGGGUUGAAUCUAUAG